Leptonychotes weddellii (Weddell seal) is the source of this 1271-nucleotide messenger RNA. The record is from RefSeq and is a predicted model, not a curated record. Lineage: Eukaryota; Metazoa; Chordata; Mammalia; Carnivora; Phocidae.
UGAGUCAGCUUGUCACCGAAGCCUGAGUGCUAUCUGGGGAGACUGCCGGUGCUUCUUGCCUGCUCGGCCGCGCGCGAGGCGACACUGCCACGCCCCUCCCAGCCCCGCCUGGUGCAGACGACCCCGCCGCUGGUCUCGCCAGGUUGCGCGGGGGCGAGGACCCAGUAGAGCACCGCCUUCUCUUCUGAGAGCCUGGGGUUCCACCUGGUUCCAUCACUAGAGUGUGCCCCGCCCCCCGCGCCGGCUUCUUUCUCAGGCCUUGUUUCCUUCUUACUGUCUAAUGAGGCUGGCAGUCCUCGCCUUCUGGGAGGUAUGUCGGGAGCAAUCUGUGUUCUGAGAGUUCUGGUUUCUCUCGUGGCCUGUUCAAACUUAGGCUGUUAUUUGAGUGCUGUCUCGAGCCCACGUUUUUGGAAGACCACAGCAUAGAUUUCAGAUCAGGCCGGCUUUAUUUUCGCUGUAAUUUCUAGUACUCUGCAAUCACAUAGUAGCCAUUCAAAGCAAAACAAAACGUGAAUGCUGGAACCUGCAAGUGUUGAACUUGGUGGCACCCGUUAGCAUUGUGUCCUGAAGGACGUCAGACUUGAUGCUGAAAGAUGAUUCCAGACUCCAUCUCCCCUCACCCUUUUUAAAAACUCUGUAAGGUUGUCUACAGAAUAGGCACUUCGUACUAAUCUUAUCAUUCUCUGUUCAACUUAAAUCUUCAGUGCCAUGUGAAAUGAGCCACCCAGUGCCCACUGUACUUUGUGCCAUUCUGCUAAUUGCUUCAUUUCACGCACACAGUAAGAUUGCAGUUGUAGAUCGCCCAUCUGUAAGACUGCUGUUGAGCUCCCAGUGUCUGUCACAAGACUUCUUCACCACCACAACCAAGGAAGGAUAUGAUAUGAGGCGAGUGGACAUAACUCCUUUAGAACAAAGGAGAUUAACUUUUGAUACCCAUGCACUGGUUCAGGAUUUGGAAACUCAUGGAUUUGACAAAGCACAAGCAGAAACAAUUGUAUCAGCAUUAACCACUUUAUCAAAUGUCAGCCUGGAUAGUAUCUACAAGGAGAUGGUUACUCGAGCUCAACAGGUAAUAUUUUCAUUAUUAUCAGUUCUGACAGUUUCAUCAGUCUUUUUUAUACUGCAUCUCUGACUACCCACCCACCUUCUAAACACACCUACACCUUCCUUACACUCUACAAGGGAACCAAAGAACAAAAAGCAAAACCCUUUAGUAAAGUCACUAUCUAAAGAGAUUGAGGAGAGGGCACCUGGGUGGCUCAGUCGUUAAG